UUUGCUUUGACAGUGAGAUUUAACUGGACUCCGGGCUUCUGUGCAUUUCGUCCGGCGUAUCUUGAGAACGUUGUCGGCGACUGUUGUUCCAGCUAGAAUUGUCGUGGGUGACGCCGUCACACUGGUACCGAAAGUUCAACCUUCAUUCUUGACAGAAAUGGAGACGCACGAGGCGAUACUGAUAAAACAAGGAGCCGAAGCGAGGGUGUACAAGAUGCCGUUUGGCGAGGGACGAUGCGCGAUCGUCAAGGAGCGAUUCAAAAAAGCGUAUAGGCAUCCUGUUCUCGAUGAAAAGUUGACGGCUCGCCGAGUGAUACAGGAAGCCCGAUGCCUGCAACGGCUGCGAAGAGCCGGUGUAGAUACCCCGACGGUGUACAUGGUCGAUACCCCAAAUAGCCUCAUAUAUAUGGAGUACGUAGACGGUUCAAGUGUCCGGGAUUACAUAAAUAGUAGAGCACCGAUGAACGAUGAUGAUGAGCGACUGCUUGCGCAAAGCAUUGGAAAAAGCCUGGCAGUCAUGCAUGACCUGGACAUUGUUCACGGGGACUUGACAACUUCUAACAUGAUAGUGCGAGAAGGUUCCCAGUCAUUGGUGUUAAUUGACUUUGGCCUGAGCAUGGUGUCAUCAAUGGUGGAGGACAAGGCUGUAGAUUUGUACGUAUUGGAAAGAGCAAUGAUUAGCACACACCCGGAUACAGAAGGAAUGUUCCAAUGUAUUUUGGACACAUAUGGCAAGUCCUCAAAAGGUGGCAAGGCCGUGAGAAAAAAACUGGAAGAAGUACGAAGAAGAGGACGCAAACGAACCGCUUUCGGAUAGAUGUUGUCCACAUCCAACCUAGGUUACUAUCAACAGCUGGCUACAAUGGCAGUCUAUUAGAUCGUCUUUUUUUUUUUUCUUUGCCUCGGGACCAUAUCCGAAAAUUGCAACACAAUGCAUAUGGUUUUGUAGCAAUGAGACGCCAAACGCGAGUAACUCAUCAUACCAUCAUGAUUGUAUUUCAUCGGAACGUUCUUUUCAUAACACAAAAUGCCCCGAAUGAAAAAAAUAAAAUAUAAACGACCAGUCAUAUUUCAAUCUCGC
Spizellomyces punctatus DAOM BR117 is the source of this 1081-nucleotide messenger RNA. Its product is annotated as BUD32 protein kinase. The transcript has 7 exons. NCBI's taxonomy places the organism in Eukaryota, Fungi, Chytridiomycota, Chytridiomycetes, Spizellomycetales, Spizellomycetaceae. Gene Ontology annotation, molecular function: protein serine/threonine kinase activity; ATP binding. The record is from RefSeq and is a predicted model, not a curated record. Gene Ontology annotation, cellular component: EKC/KEOPS complex; cytosol; nucleus. Gene Ontology annotation, biological process: protein phosphorylation. The coding region runs from base 158 to 817 and encodes 219 amino acids.